Molecule: messenger RNA, 744 nt
Organism: Exophiala oligosperma
Lineage: Eukaryota; Fungi; Ascomycota; Eurotiomycetes; Chaetothyriales; Herpotrichiellaceae
Exons: 6
Coding region: 55-522 (155 amino acids)
Source: RefSeq, a predicted model, not a curated record
CUCUUUCAUUCUCAUACGUUGCUCGGAAUCAUUAAUUUUCGUCAAUCUGAAGCCAUGCUCCGAAUCUCCCGGUCAAUCAGGCAGACCCAAAUAUUGAUCAAAUUGCAGACCUUUAGACCCCUAUCUACAUCUUCAAGAAUGUCUGAUAAAUCGUCACUCGACGCCAACAAAGGCUCCGUGGGCAAGGAGUUCACCCCGAAAGGCAAGGUUGGCGGGAUAAUGCAAGACAAGAUAGGUGGUCCAUUUGACAAAGAUGGAGUAGUCGGCAAGCAAUUCAAGACUGACGGACCUAUUGGAGGCACGGCUCAAUCGGCAGCUGAGCAGAUGCAGGGUGACAAGAAGCCUGUGUUUGACAAGGAUGGUGCCGUCGGCAAGCAGUUCAAAGCUGACGGAGCAAUCGGGAGUAUAGGAGAGAAAGUGGGAGGACCAUUCGCGUCGGAUGGUGCCAUCGGGAAGAAUUUCAAUCCCGAUGGCGCAGUGGGAGGUACAGUGCAAGAAAACAUGGGAUCAGGCAAAAAGUAGUCUUGAUCACGAAAGUCCGUCGAUCGUUGGAAGAUAGCCACCCGCGCAUGAAUCGCAAGAGGUGAUAGAUAGCAUGACUUGGUUCUGACCAUGACACUCUGCAAUUUAUCCUCUACAUUGGUUUGAAGAUAUCGUUCCUAUUUCCUUCUGGUGAUCAUGGAGCUCUUAAAUGUUUGGCCGUCUUAGAUUCUGCAGCUUCAAGAGACAGUCAUGACCUCUGCG